Xyrichtys novacula (pearly razorfish) is the source of this 19590-nucleotide messenger RNA. The record is from the annotation of a GenBank genome assembly. Lineage: Eukaryota; Metazoa; Chordata; Actinopteri; Labriformes; Labridae.
GAUUUUCCGAUGGAACUUGAAUGGAGCAUCAUUCGAGGAGGCUUUUGCGGGUCAGAAAAUGAGAGGAUUUCUUCACAUGAAUGGACUGUCAGGACUCUAACUUCGCUUAACACUGACUCUUAUCGUCCUGUAAGACUGUUUACAGAUGGACUCGACGGGUAACUGGGCUUCUGUCCGGUAACAGGACCCGCGUUUGUGCCUCGGAGUCGGGAUUUGUUUUGCUACACUGUUAGCCUCGGUAGCUAGUCGCCGUCGCAUUAACCGUCAGUGUUUAAGCCGUUAGCCGUCAGUCUCCUACGAGCUGAGGACGAAAUAACGUUGAAAAACAGCAACAGUUUACGAGAAGAUACCGUUUACAGCAUCAUGGCGAACGUUACAGACCUGCAGACUAAAUACAGCAAACUGGCACAGGAGUACUCCAAGGUAAGAAACUGCUUAUGUUCACAUAGUUAAUGCUAAAGGUGACCAUUCUUGUCUAUCUAUCUGUCUGUCUGUCUGGUUUAGCUUUGUUGUGUAGGUGUGUACAAGCAGUAUGGCUGAUUUUACAUUGUCCUCAGUGUACAUACACACACAUAUACAAAUAGUUUUAAAUGUAGGGGACAGUGGAGUAAGUUGAGCCACCCCCUGUUGCUUGGAAAUGGUCAAAGAAAUUGAUCAUGUGACCAAAUAUUAAGGAGAUGGGCAUCAAUUCAUGGAGUCUGUGAAGGUUAGAGGCACAUAGAUGAAGGGGUUAGACAUUUAUCUCUUGGCAUGCUGUAUUAUCAAGACAGUUCUGUUUACCCUCAUUCUGUUGGUUUGCAGGGAUGCCCAACAUCUUGAAAUAUAUGCAGAUACACUAGUUAGAGACAAAACUAUGAUUGUCUUGAUGUAGUGAUCCGAAAUAUGAAAAUGGCUCAUCUUACCCCACUCUCCCUUAUUUGUGUGAGAACCUCCCACAACCAGGGAAAUGAACGCAGCUGAUCAACGUCCUAUUCAGCUGUCAAAGGAGAGGCAACACCACAAGGUCCUCAUCCAACACAAAUAAAGAUGCAGACUAACCAGAUCCAGGCUAGAUUAUCCUGGUGACUCUUUGAAAGGCAGUUUUAGAUUUGUAAACAUAUGUAUUAUAUGAUGUUUCAAGAAAGAGCUAACUCCUCCUUUACUGUCAAGAUCUCUUGGGUUAAAGUCCUGAUCCACAAUUAUAAUAGUUACACUUUUCCAGAUUGGUCAAAUCUUAAAGGGAUAUUCCAGCGUAAAAUUCAUUUAGGGUCAAACACACCGUAACACCAAGUUAGACACCCCCUCGAGAGAUGAAUAUUGCCAACUGCUUGCUUCACUAUUUAUGCUAACUUUUGUAACAACCGCAAAUAGCAAUACAGAGAGCCAUGCGCUCAACCAAAACACUACUCUAUAGCCACAAAUAAUGCUCAAAACAGCAGCUAACUUCAUCAACAGUACAUAUAGGGUCCCAGCUACCAAACAUAUUUUUAGCUUUGCCUGAUUUCUUUAGCAAAGAGAUUAAACACAACUCACCUACUCUCUUCCAGCAGCCUCUUGUUUGCAGACCACCAGACGAGUCCAUCAACUGCAGCGGGGGGACGCAGCUCAAGGAAGAACAUUUAUGAUCAUUACUUCAUGGAAAUGCAAUCAGACCGAGAAGCUAAGACAGAAGAACUGCCAUGUUCACUGCAGUUCACAAUGAUUAAUAUGGUGAUUAUUACUUAAAGGAAAUGAAAAAGAAAUUAUCAUAAAUGUUCUUCUUUGAGCUGCGUCACCCAGCAGCAGUCGAUGGACUCGCCCAGAGGUUUAACUACAGACAAGCAGCUGCUGGAAGAGAGUGGGUGAGUUGUGUUUAGUCUCUUUAGUCUCUGAUGGACUAGCAGUCUGGGAGUGAACCCCAUGUGCAGAGGCUAUAGUUCUUGUUGUAGCUGUUGCAAAGGCUUUAUGUUCUUCAUCGUGCAGAAACUUUCGGUGAUGUUCAGGAUGAUGGAGUGCAGUUAAAUUUCUUUACAGACAAUGCAAAUACUGAAAACCUUCCAGCAGAAACCUCCCCCAAUUAACGGCAGGGUCCACUUCAUCAGUAGUGACAAAUGGUAUAAAGGCAGGUCUGAAUUUGCAGCUCCUCUACAUCGAUUCUUCGUCUUAUUGUCUGUUAAAUAAAGGCACCUGUUUAUUGUUCCUUCCUCUAAAACGCAACGCGCCACAUUUACUGAUUUCUGCAGCGGCGCAGAGAAAACAGUGUAACCUGAAUCUUGUCAGCCUGUCAAAUACGCUCAACAAGAGCAGUAGGAAGAAACUUUUCUAUUGAUUUUUGUAAAAAUAAGACAAAACAAAAACUUCAGUCUGGUAAAAAAGCCGACUGUCUGGUGGGAGGAGGAGGAGGAGGAGGAGGAAGGGGAACGAUCUGCUGGAGUAUAUGCAUGAGUGAUUCCAGAGUGAGCCAGCUCAUCAUCAAUCAAGGUUAAAGUCUCCCUCAAGUUGAUCAGAGAGAAGGGGGAAGAAAUUUAUAACCCAAUUAGGGAAAGGGAAGAUUUGAUGGCCUCAAAGAUGUGGAAAAACAAAGAGAUCAAAAACCCAUUUUUGCUGGUUUUCAGAGCACCGGUGUUUUGGUUAGACCCUGUUAAUUAGCAACUUUCAGCAAAAUAUGUCAGAAUGAAACCUGCUGUUAGUUUUUUUAUUGUAAUGUCAAAAUCAGAACAUGAAAAACCAAAGGCACUUUAGAGAGGUGCAUUUGGGAUCAAGCCAGAUCAAUAGUUUUAAUGCACCCUGCUGUGCUGCACAUGCACCCCCACUACACUGUUAAUGAGUCUAGGGCUGUCCUGAUACAACAUUGAUAUCUGAUAUCAGCCAAAAAAUAAAUAUUAGAUUAUAUCGGCCUGCAUCUAAGAUCUCCGAUACCAGCACGCCGAUACAAGUAGUCCAUUCUAGACUCCGCUCCAGCACCUCUAGCUAGCAGAGCCUACUUGAUCACAACAACAAUGUGUACUAAGGUACAAACAAAGUAGCAAGGAGUAGGAGUGAUGUCGGCCGUGUGACAGUAUUUUUCAUUUAAGUCCAAAAAAGACAUUGCAGCUGAGUGCAAAACUUGUCAUGCACAAGUUUGUGCCAAUAUCGGAUCACUAUCGGUAUUGGCCGAUACUGAAGGCUACAAUAUCGGUAUCAUAUCGGAAGUAAAAAAGUUGUAUUUGGGACACCCCUAAAUGAGUCAAUUGAGUUGAUAUUUAAACUGACAGUAAUCAGACCCUAAAUGAUAGAUGAUCACGUUAUGUACAGGUCAUGCCGCAAGCUGUAUGCACAAGCAAACGUCCUGUCUCACAGGUUGAGCAUGUGUACAAAUGAGUCUGCUUAUUACCUCUAUGUACUGCACACUUUGGUCAAACUCAUCGCAGACUUCAAGCAGCUAAAAAAAAGGAGUGAAAAAAACACCACUUAAGGGAUGAAGCUUGUGAGGUGGGAGUGAAAUGCUUAUUAAUGAGAGAGUGAGUACUUUCUAAUUACCCGAACCAAAACAUCCUGCAAUUAAUCCUAACUGUAUUAUUAAGGUCUCAUAUUUGGCUAAUUAACCUUGGUGUGCAGUCAAAGGAUGUAGCUAUUAUUGGAUUCAGUUCAUUUUGUAUUUUCAGUUUACCUGAGAAAUUUUCUCUCUAAAUUUAAAAUGGUUCACUCACAGUUGUGGGAUUUAGAAACAUCUGUGAGUCUAACCCAGGAUAAAUCCUCCAAAUCAACUCGAACGAAGAGAGAGUAAACUAAACUGGCUACAAACAGCUGUGAAUCAGGCCGAGUUCAAAGUUUGAUUUGUUAACAACAGACAGUCAAGUCAGUUCCCCUCUGCUUUCUCUCAUGAGCCGUGUGCACCCUUUGUUUUUCGGUCAGCUGACUUCACGGGGAGGGCAUGCAGUUUCCUGUUCAACUCUGAUCUCCCAGUUAGCCAAACAGCAUAUCCUGCUCAGGAAGUGCUGACUCGGUAACUGUCACACAGGCUGUUAUGUGGUUAAAGGCCAACAGCCAUCCAGUUAGAAACAUUUUGAUGAGUCUACAUUUUAAGCUGGAAAGAGUUAAAACAGUAACAACACAAAAAUUGUUAAUUGAAUGUUAAUUGAUUAAGUGCAUUACUUAAUUUAAACUGUCUUCGUUCCUGGUAACUAAUAACUUUUAUGACCGCAUUAAUGUUUUAUGUCUGAUUGUUUUCUUUUGUGUGUUUUUACAGCUCCGUGCACAGAACCAGGUGCUGAAAAAGGGAGUAGUGGAUGAACAAGCAAACUCUGCCUCACUGAAGGUAAAGCAAAAUAAACACUCGGUUUUAAACUCUUAAACAUUUACACUGUUCUCCUGCGAUUAAGUCAUUCAGCGACAGUACAGAGAGUGAGGCCAUGAUGAGUCAGAGGCAGUGAUUUGAGUUAUGUGCGGUAGUUUGUCUGAAUUUUCCGUUCGGUAUUGUCAGGCCUAACAGAUUUAUCAUCCUCCUCAUCCUCAGGAGCAGCUGAAGCAGCGGGACCAGAGCCUGAGGAAACAGGAGCAGGAGAUGGACAGUCUCAGCUUCAGGAACCAACAGCUGGCCAAGAGGGUUGAGCUGCUGCAGGAGGAGCUCGCCGCGAGCGAAGCCAAGGGCAAAAAGGGGAAGGUAAUCACAAGGGAGGGGGAAAAGUGCAACAUUAGUGAUGUUAUCAAUGAUGAUAAAAACACUUAUAUAUGUAGAAUAAAAAGGUCAUACUGUGUCCUUGUCUCCUCUAGAAUAAAGGAGACUCCCCCUCACAGCACGGCCUGCAGACUCAGAGCGUUUUUAACGAAGAUCUGCAGAAAAAGAUCGAAGAAAAUGAGCGACUUCAUAUCCAAGUAAGAGGCCGUGUUGCGUCUCUAUUGCUCAGUCAUGGUUCUACAUUUAUUUUACUGGUGGGAAUGUGCAUGUCAUGGCUCUGUUUUUAUCUCAGUUUUAUGAAGCAGACGAGCUGCACAAGAGGCAGGAGGGUGAGCUGAAGGCACGACUGGAGGUGCUGGAAAAAGACUCAGAGCAGCAUCAAGCUGUCGUAGACGGACUCACGACUAAGUACAUGGAAACGAUCGAGCGGCUGCAGAGUGACAAAGCACGUUUAGAGGUGAGGAUAUGAAACAGGAGGAGAAGGGAGAAGCCUUUAAUUAACUCCCAUUUUAUGAAGUUCAUGAAGAUGCUUCCUCUCUGUCUGUUAGGUAAAAGCACAGACCCUGGAGAGGGAGUCGAAGGAGUGCAGAUUACGAGCAGAGGAAUGGUAAGUGAUUCUUUUCAUGUUGAAAUCCGCUGUCGUGAGCCCAUUAAGGUUUGUUAAGACCUGAAGCUAAGCUUUUCAAGCCCAUGUCAAGUCAGAAGAUCAAACUGAAUUCUGGAGGCGCUACAUAUUUUGGGAGCUACUUGACCCUUAAAGGUCCCUGAUGUAUUCAUGUUGAUGGACCAGAAGUUGUUCACUUGUCAUUGCGGAUACAAAUGAACACAUGGAUUCACAAAUCUGCUCUAUAAUACAAUUUGACCCAUUAAUUGUGAUUUAUUGCCACGUACCUGUAACAGUGAAACCGUCACCCACCUGAAAAAAGUUGAAACUGUGCUGGUAGUAGCUGCUCCACAAUAACAAGUCAUCAAACUGGGUUCAUCUUAAGUAGCAGGAAGCAGCUGUUAAAGUUAAUCCAGACACUCCAGACUUUGAAGUACUGACUAACUGGUCCCAUGUAAUGGGAAUAAUGGUUUUUACUCUGGACUUUAACACCAGUAAAAGGGGUUCAAAUCUGCGUGGGAACUUUUGAGGAGCUGAGGAGUCCAAUUCCUGCCCCCAUGCUGAAGUUGCCUGGGCAAGACAAUAAACCCCCAGUAUUUUCCAUCAGUGUAUAAAUGUGGUGUAAUGUAACGUGAUGUUAAAGUGCGUUGAGUGGGGUCAGAUUCUGAUUAAAAGCAAUUAAUAGACUUAUAAUUAAGCUUUUGAACCAACAGGCAUUGACAAUAAUUUUUUCGAAUUUGGAGAGUUAUGCAAUCCUACACUGAACUUGAUUUAAACGACUUUAGCAAAUAUUUAAUCAAAUCUGAAACGCCCAUAUACAAGCGUUAACGGUUAACCAGCAACACUAAGCCAAUAACACAGUGUUGAGUUGAGUUAAAACAGAGCGGUGCAAUAAAACAGACCCAGAGGGGAAGACACACUGACAGCUGGGUCGAAGUAGUAGAUGUUAUAGUUAAGUUUAUUGGCCAUCUGUAAAGUAAAACAAAAAAUAGUAUAGUCAAAGGCUAGAGGCCAAAUAACGAUCAAGACCAAUAAUCAGUUUACUUCUAUUAUAAUAAGUACAGAAUCUCCCUACUGUUGUUUAUGCAUCUUCAGAGGACACAUUAGCAUUUAUUUCCAUUCACAGACACUUUAAAUAUCAGAUAUUUUCUACUCUAGAUGUGAUUUUCAAAUUAACGCAACAUAAAAAUAUGAACUCAGUCCAUCAUACUCUGUAUUUCUGUUCUCUCCGCAGUCAGCAGCAGCUGAGGCGGUGCCAGUCGGAGCUGAACAGACAGGUGAAACAGAGCAGCAGUGUUAUCCAGGAGAAAGUGCCCUUCAAUGACACCAGUGAGUAUCUGGCGCCGAGCCACGUGGACAAAAACGAUCGGCCACACAGAGGAGACAUCUAUUUGAGAACAGCCGUGUCUUUGUCAUUGAAACCAUAACAGCAUUCUGCCCCGGAGUAAAUAGUGUAACCCUACACUCGCACUGUAAUAAAACACUCAAGGAGGCGGGAGGUGAAACCGUUUAAAGCUGUGUUUGUAGAGUCAGAGGGCUGAGGUUAUGCUCUGCUCUUUUCUCUUCCUCUCUGCAGAAUUUAGUGACUACAACAGCCUCAAUGUGCCGCCACACAACCGAAGGCACCAGGUGAGUGACCAAACAACACUCCUUUUUUUAUGUCUUUACAGCACAUGUAAUCUAUUUUCUACGUCGACUAUUAGGAUUUAUAAGCAGUUCAGAAUAUGGCAGACAUUAGUAAACCAUUCAGCACUUUCAAUAUGCAGCAGGGGAUAGAGCAAGAGACCGGGAGAGAGAGUAGAAAGAUGAAGGAGUUUUCCUGUCCUCCCCCAUUUGUGCUUGAUAAACAGAUAAAUGGUUUGGCCCCGACUCAAGUCACUCUACUUGAUGCAUCACUGUUUCGACUUGAACAGGCUCUAAAAACAAUAAAUAUUUCCUUACCGAACCCUCCCAGCACUCUGACAUCUCCCUCCAGCCAGAUGGCACUUUGUUCAGGUUUAUAUGCGGAGGUGAAGAGGUAUCAGACAGCUACUCCUCAGUGAACUUUAUCAAUGAACCGCUCCUCCUCCGUGUCCACACAAGCAACAGGAUUGAGAAUCGAACAGUUCUCCACAUCAUGCUGCUUUUAGGGUUGUUGCAGGCUUUAUGGACACUGUGGACAACAAAUUAAAACCAUAAUCUGGUGUAUUCUCUUACAGCUCUUUUAACAUGAGAUGAAGAAAACUGGUUUGUAGUUUUUCUGUUGUUGAGUUUGUUUUUUUGUCUGUGUUUGCAGCUUAAAGCUCGGGACGUGGCCGGUCAAGCUCUGACCUUCAUUCAGGACCUGGUGGCUGCUCUGUUGAACUUCCACUCUUACACAGAGCAGAGAGUUCACAUUUAUCCUCUGGACUCAUCUAUCGAGCCCAUCACCCCUCUGAACCAGAAGGUAAAUCAUCCCCAAAACAGAAAUACAGACGACAUAUCACAGCACACAUGCAAAGAAACUAGACAGAGCAGCAGUUUUACAAAACACGUGUUAUUCGCUUUAACUUUCUCUGUCUGUGUAGUUUUCUCAGUACCUACAUGAAAAUGCAGCCUAUGUGCGCCCCCUUGAGGACACCUUCCUGCAGUUACACCAAAGCAUCACAGAGGACACAGUCACAGUCCUGGUGAGUGUUUUCUGUUUUUUUUCUCCACAGGAAAAUUGUGUCAGUUUUGCUUAUUUUAAACCUCAUUUUUUUUCUGUGACCCGAAGGAGACCGUGGUCAAGCUGAAGAGCUUUGCUGAUAACUUCUCUACAUACACCCACUUCCUGCAGAAGAUUCUUCCCUACCAGCUGAAAAGGUCAGCCCCGUGUGUGUGUAUGUGUGUGUGUGUGUUUGUGAAGAGAGAUAAGAGAAAUAGAGUGGAUGUAUUGAUGGCUAUCAUCUCCUCUCCUUUCAGCUUGGAGGAGGAGUGUGAAGCACCUCUUUGUACCGCCGCCCUCACCGCGAAAAACCAGGAGCUGCAGAGCGACAUGAAGAGAGUGACGUCUGUGUUCGAGAAACUGCAGAGCUACAUCAACCUUCUGGCCCUACCUAGUAAGUAAACAUGGGCAGAGAGACACACACCACAUGGCACUGAUUAGCUCACACAGCCAGUUUACUUCACUAACUUUACCGAAAACAAAAAAAAAAAACUGACUCCACAAACCUUUUUAAAUCUAUUUUAAAGGAUUUAUCUCCAGAAUAUUCAGUUUGUUUUUUCAUGAACUUUUCAACAACAUAAUGGUUUGUCUGUAAUUUGCCACUACCUACCUGUCUGCUGUCUACACUGCUUCCCGCUCCAAGUUUAGCCUGUAAAAGGAUUAACUGUGCAGCUAAAAGGUCCACCUUCUGCACAUCUCGCUGACUCUUAGAUAAAUCUGUUGGUUAUCUGAAAAGUUGAAGAUGAUUGCUUUCCUUAAAUUUCCCUUCCAUCAGUUUUCCCUUCACUUCCUCAUGUCAGUUACUGAUCUGAGUGUGUUAAAAGAAGAGGAAGUUUGUUUUUUAUUAAUUUAUUCACUUUUUUGAAGACUGCUGUUUAUCAGUGUACAAGAACAACCUGCAUGUUUCUGAAGAAAUAUCCUGUCUUGCUUAAUACGGUAAUAUAUUUUGCAAUAAUAAAAUAAAAUAUAAACAGUAUAACUUCUUUCUAAGAGCUUCUAUCAGCCUCAGAAAAGAGGGCUGCUGGGUUCAGGGAUACACACAAACAACUGCUUUGAGUUGCUGAAUUAAAGAAUAGGACACAAACAAAAAUUCAAAUAAUGAGUUGGGAAAAAAAAUCACAUUGUUUCAUGAAAAAUUAAUGCUCCUUUUAAUCUGACGUAUGAAGUUUUUUCAGAAAAGUUGAAAAAGUUGUCAAAUACUAAAAAAAACAUGUGGAAAAACUAAUCCUAAAGGGCACCCCAGAGCGGCAGUGCUGUGAGAGACUGCGUGAGCAAAUCGUUCAGAAUAAUGUUCCCGAGCGUGAAAUUAUAAAAACAUUCAGGAAAAUUCAUCAUCCAUGAAAAAUAGUAUCAUUAACCUGGAGAAACUACUAUCCAGAAAACCAGGACCAAAUGGUAGCUCUCUGUGACCCUUCUGCACACGCUCAAAACCACCCUCGUCUGUGAACACUGUUGCUGUCCUCUGUUUAAUCAAAAUUUGACCGUCUUUUUGGGAAUCUUGGACACUGUGUUCUAUGCUCCAAGCGCACAAAUUAUUCAAAAUUAAAGAACUUAUGCAAACAAACCAAAUUCACACAAUGACAAACAUUCACGUCCCACAGAGCAUAAAUUAAACAUUAAAACUUUAAAGCUUUAACAUUAAUUAGCAAUUAUAGAAACUGAGAUGCAGCCAGCAAUAUAUAAAUAAUUAUAUAAAAGAUAAAUAAAUGAUUGUUUUUCUUUUAAAAAGUUAUUUUCCUUGAAGUUGUUUCUUUGUCUGUAGAAAUAAAAAAAAGUGUUUUGAAGUGAUGCGACACGCUUGUUUUACAAAUGUGUGUCCCAGGUGUUCGACAGGAUGCCCUGCCACAGAGCAGCACCUCAGCUGUCUUCACCCAGCUGGCUGCCUGUCUGCACAGUCUUCAUGAUGCCAUUAAAGGUGAGCAGCGCCACCGAGCCAUUUCUGACCUGCAGCCACUCACAACCGGCUCCACACAUCACACCGAUUCCUCUCACGUAGUCACGGAGCUGCUGUUGCCGUUCACAGACCCACUGUUUUUACAAACAAUACCCACUGGCCCAGUUUAUGAUGGGUAAAUAUCCAGAGGCUUCAGCGCAGCAUCCGUCUCGCUGCAGCGCCAAAUGGGAGUGUAAUUUAGCGCUCUCUGGCAGAGAGGAGUCACUUUGAUACAGCUGGCACAUUUAGGAGAGUGGAAAUGAGUUUAUGAUUACCUUUGAUUACCUUUGUCCGUUUGUCUUGGUUCUUAUGUUGACAGUCAUCGUGUUCAAAUGUGCACUUAAAGACCUGCAGUUUAUGAAAUGAAAGUACAGUAUGUGUUACACAGAGACAAUAAAAAUGUCGUAUCUAACUUGUGAAGCAGUCUGUGGAUUUAAAUGUGAUUUCUAUUCCUCUGUUUGUGUUCAGAGAUGUCAAAGCACUACAACCAGAAGGCCAGCUUAGAGCAGGAGCUCCCCACCGUCACCCAGAAGCUCUGCACCACCACAGAGUGCCUGCUGGGAUCGUUGGGCUCUCUGACCAGCAGCACAGGCAAGGUACGACCAUCAGGGGGCAGGCCUUAGCCAGGCUCAAGCAGCGAGCGAGUGUGCUCUGUAAGCUGUGAUUCCUAUAAGCUUAAUUGUAAACAGCGAUGAGUUUUCCUCACAACUGGAUCCGUCGGCAAUUUUCCCCCUAAUGCAACAUCACAGAGCGGCAGGACUCAGGUGGGCAGCGCUUAAAUGUUCAAAGAUACUGUCCAAAUCACAGCUUUCACAGCUGCUCCCCACUCAGAGGAAAGGGAGAAAUGAUUUCCUCCUCUUGAAUCAAGUGAAGCAUUGGCUGAGAUGUGUCUGCCGAUGGGAGGCCCAGUUCGGUGGGCUGCAGUUUGAGAAGCACGCUGGCACAAGGCGUCUGGAACAAGCAGCUUUUUGAGAGUGAUCAUCUCUGCAGGCUAAAGCUCCGUGUCUGAGACAUUUAUCAUCCUCAACACUCGGUGGUGUAAUCAUCUCUCUACUGUAAAAACACCGCCUAAUUUGAAGGCAGACAGAACGCUGAGUGUCUGAGUUUGCUUGUGCAUGAAAAGGUGGUAAUUCCGGUGUUUCUGUAUGAAAACAGGCUGCAGCGAUUUUAUUUAUUUUUGCGGAUGAGAUGAGAAAUAACGUCGCUGUUCUGUUGCAGAUCGCCACUUUCUUCAGCAACAAUUUGGACUUCUUCACGUCGCCAGGCUACAGUCCAAGAGGCAGCACAGUAGCACUUAACCCUCUACAAGCAGAGAGCAUGCUGGCCAACAAGAAGAAAGCAGCUGCGUACGUACAGGCUAUCAAGAAGGUCAGUGUACUUGUCUUUUUAUGAUAUUUAAAAAUCGACCACACUGACGGGGAAACUUUUGGUCUCUGGCAGAGUCCCUCACUUUCAUCUGUCAUCUCUGCCCACAUGACGCAAAAGUAGCCAAUCACUGUGCCAAUACUAGCUGGCUCUCUGUCACUGUCAUCUUCUGCUGAUGCCGCCGCCGCUGCCUCUUUCCGCUUUGUGGCGAGUGGCAGCUGGCGUUAGGACGCAAUAUUGCCCCCUACUAAGAAAAACGAGUUACCCUGUAUAAUUCAAUGUUUAUUUUUAGCACAAUAUCAAUAGUUCUAUUUUUAAACCAGGGUGGUUGUUGUCACUUGAGGCUUAUUGCAACAGUCCUACUUUAAAUCAAUUUGCCCGUGUGGGUUACAAAACCCUUGAUUAAAGGAAUUUGAAUCAUAGUUUAAAAGAAGUUUCUACAUUUUUUAGGCUAAAUUAACUUUUUUAAAAAUGUAGAAACAUGUAGGUUUAUUAUAAGUAUUACAUCCAAGCACAAAGUGGAUUUUACAACACCUAAUCUACAACCCCAAUUUCAGAAAACUGGUUAAGUGUUGAAAUCAACAGAUUUUGGUGUAUUUGCAUAAUUUUAGCUCAAUAUAAUGACUAAAAACAGUGCAAAGAAAUCAUGAAACCAAAAACUGAAUGUCAGAUUUUAAUGAAUCGUCGUAUGUUUUCUCACCAAACGCCUCAUUUGAUCUCUCCUUCCAGCCUCGCCCACAGUCUGUCCCGUACAAAGAAGCUCUCUCCAACCGGCGGAUACUCACCAGCUCCACCGAGAGCAGAGAAGGUCUCACCCAGCAGGUACAGUCCGGGCUCAGAAAGCACUUUCUGUUUGUUACAAAUUGACUGAAAUAAAACACGAAACCGAUCAUUGCCUAAAGAGGUCACUUCUGGCCAAAGGCUACAACCAGACAGUCUGUCAUGUGGAAAAUGAAACCAUGUAUGAGUCAGUGUUGAGUGAGGUUUAUUUGCAGUCCUAAAAUAACACAGAUAGGAGGUAGAAAUUGCUUCACAUGUGUUUCGUGGUUUUGUGGUCUCCUCUUACGGUUUAAAUCAAGUGUAUGUAGGUAGAUAAGGACAGCUUCUCAUAAAAGUAACCGCAUUCUUUACAAAUUACAGACUCCUCGGUCGUAACACGGUACUACUACACAGUCUUGAUAUCUCAUUCCAGUUGCUCUUCAGGGAUAGGGUGUGAACGAGAAACUCUGCCAGUGAGUCUGACUGUUUUUCAAGCGUCUGUUUUCUUUUCAUCGCUUUGCAAAUCUCUCCUUAAGUCUUUGCAAACGUGCUUAAAUUUGUCACAUCUGCGAUAGGUUUAGCAUUAAAACCACAAAGUCAUAAAAUGGAUGUACACGCAUAAAACUUAUCUGGCUUUAGAGCCUGAAGGUUUUUGGAGGGAACAGCCCGAAGACAUCAUGACAGCAGAAUCACUUCCAUCUUUAAAACCGGCCAAAGAACUUUUUUCUUCUUUAUUUUCCCCCCAUGUUGUUUAAAUUCCUUUCACUUUUUCCAACUUUUAACACAACCCCUCUCUUCUCCUCUCCCCUCUCCGUCGGCCCGAUGCAGGUGCAGCAGAGCCAGGAGAAGAUCGCUCGUCUGGAGCAGGAGAAGGAGCACUGGCUCCUGGAGGCCCAGCUGGGGAAGGUGCGGUUGGAAAAGGAGAACCAGCGCAUUGCAGACCUGGAAGCGCAACUCGCAGCGGCUCUGGGGGGAAGUCCAGACUCACGAACAGCUGCAGCAGCCAGCACACUCGCACAGAGCCAUGAGGAAGCAGAGACAGAUCAGAAAACUGCAGGGAAAGAGACUACACUCUGCACCAGCCUGGUACGCUCUUUACUUUGGCUGCUCCAUGUGUUGGAUUACGCUUGCAGAGGAAACUCUCUGCCCGUGGCGCUCAUGUCUGAUUUACUACAGCAGAGAUUUUUUUUUCCUCUUGUCUCUCUCACACCAUGCAAGUUUCUGCUAAAUAAAACUCCAAUUUCAAAUGUGCUGACAUAGCAAAGUGGCAGAAUUCUGUUGUUUAUGCAAUUUUUAAAUUUAGUCACAACCAAAAGCAUUUGGUCUCACACAGCUGUUUGUUCCCCUUGUGCAUUUGUUGUUGUUUCUUAAAUGGCUUGUUUGUCCUGUUUGUGCACAUGGUGAAAAUUGUAACAGCUGAUCAGAAACCACAGUUACAAAAAUGUCAUAGAAAAUUUUAACAAGAACAGAUUUUGAUGGUUUGGCAGUCAUUUAAACCCUGUAUUUAGAUGAAAAUAGUGCAAAGACAACAUAUCCAAUUUUCGAUCCCAACAUUUUAUUGUGUUUUGAAAAAGUGUAUUUUCCUGUUUGAAUUGGCAGAGGACAUGGUGUCCCAGAGCUCAGGACAGUUUACUGGAUCAUGUCCACGUCCAUGGUUUCCUCUUUGGAUGAUAUCCUGUAUUUUUUGUAUGAACUGUGUUUAUAUGUAUGUGUAGUUUUUAUAGAGUGACCAUAUUCUGAAUUGCCAAAAAAAGGACACCACUACACGGGGUGGAGUCACGGAGUCGCGCUUAGUUAGUGUUGAGCUUUUCAGGUCAGGUCAAGUGCUUCUAACUCAGUUAGUCCACACGCCACAAACUCAAAACUUCCAUAAAAAAACAGAACUUUGAAGGAUUUAUAAACUCCCCCGGACAACCCCCAAAAAAGAGGACAUGUCCGGGUAAAAGAUUGAUUAUUUGCUUAUUUGGUUUAAAUGACUGCCAAACCAUCAAAAUCUGUUCUUGUUAACAUUUUCUACGACUUUUUUGUCGUAGAAAAUGCAUCUCAUGAAUUGGUGACAAUCGGCCUCUCUGCAGUGCCUUUUUACACCCUGUCAUGUUACCAACAUGUUGCGAAUUCAUGUAAAAAGGUGAAAGACCGUCUUCCAGGUGUUUUUUUUUUUUUAAGCGAACCACAACUUUUUCAGAGUACUAGUCUUUACUCCUUUGGUUUUGGGGUCAUAUGAUUUCUGACAUCUUUCUCUGUCUUGUCUCGGUGUCACCAGGUCGGCAUGUUGUGCACAACACCUUCAAUUGAGCAUGUGAGUUUUCACACAGACACACACACACGCACACACACACACAGAAGGAGUUAAAAUGCUUAUUUACUGUGUUGAAAUUAGGGACAAACAGACAGAGAACAUAAUGUGCAUAUGUUAGGAAGUAAAAGUUUAGACAUUUUUCAGAUACCAAUCUCAUUUUGUCGAUGUCGUGUCUGUGCCGCAGGUGGGAGACGAGGAGUCCAGGGAGCAGCUGAUAAAGACUCACUACAUGGCGAGAGUGGGAGAGCUCACCACCCAGCUCCAGAUUUCAGACAGCAAAGCAGUGCACUUUCACUCCGAGGUGAAGCCCUCACUCGAGUGUUUAUCUCGGUAACCGUCUGCGUCUGAUAGCAAAGAGCUGACCUUUUCAGAGCAGGCGUCCUUUCUCACUAAACAUGUCAUUUUGUGGAAAGACAUUCAAACUGUUACAUCUCCCACUUAGCGUCUUUUUAGUGCGGAGAAGUCACUCGCCCUGUUCCCUCCUGAGUUUCUGUUUUUAAUCAUUCCUCGACUAUUUUUAUCACCUUCUUUAAUUUUUUCAGGAACAAAGAGCGUAGAAACUGAACCAGGAGUUAACCUGCUCUCUUUGUUUCGACUGUUUCUCCUUUAAAAGUGGUUUCAGAGUCUCAUUAUUCUUGAAUGUUGGCGGGUUUUUUUCUGGAGACACUGACACCUUAUAUUUUUAGUAUUACGCUGAAGCUUGAUCUGAAAGUAGAGGCUUACUAAAGUGACACCCAGUCACAGCGUGACUUACUGGCGUGUCAGUCAUCUUUGUUUUCUCAUCGUAGCAACAGGGAUCCACCUGAUCUGGAGUCGGUGUCUCGGGUAUUAAAGUGUCACUUCUUUAAACUGUGCUUUUACCUUUGGUAAUGCUUUCAAAUACACCCUUUUCCUCUAAGAAAAAUCCACCUUUGUUGCAGCUUUUAGCAAAGAUCCUUGCAUGUGUUAUGUCUAUCGAAAGCAGCUCUGUUUACUUCCUUUCUUCCCUCUUAGUGUCGAGCUUUGGCGAAGAGGUUAGCAAUCGCGGAGAAAUCACGGGAGACUCUCAGCGAGGAGGUCAAACUGGCAAACCAGAACAUUACACGCUUGCAGGUAAAUUAUCAAAAAAAAAAAAAAACUUCCAAACUUUGUUGUUUUUUUUCCAAUUCUGACAACAUUAACCGUGCUGAGUGUUUACAGGAUGAGCUGGCCACCACGAAGAGGAGCUAUGAAGACCAGCUCAGUAUGAUGAGCGACCACCUGUGCAGUAUGAACGAGACUUUGAGCAAACAGAGAGAGGAGAUCGACACACUCAAGCUGGGCAGCAAGGUAAACACGAGAAUGUCUUGCUGAUUUUCCAAAAAGGGGGAAUUUAGAACGAAACACAUGACAGCAGAAACAGGUAUGAGUGGAUCAAAUGAAUGAAGAAUAUGUAGAUUAACAUAUUUCUGUAGAAGGCAUGAAACACAGCUGUCAAAGCCUGGUGGAUAAGUCAAGAACAGGUCAGGGCGUAGACAGCCUCUGCAGAGCUGCAGGCAUCCACAGAGACAGAGGACUGAGAUCGAACCCUGGUCCUUGCAUACCGGAGGAGUUGUUUUGUAAGGAUGCCCACAGCUCGUCAAAAUCACUUUGAACUGAGCUCCACCAGCAGGGCUUUGAGAUUUCUCUGCACUCCUUGUUAACAGCUGGAAGCCUGAUCCAUAGGGCUAAGAUAGAUCUCUCAGAAAUAAGAGAAGCUCGGACUAAAGUGUUUACCCAACACUUGUCAAAGAUGAACAUUCACUGAAGAGAGUUAGCCGGGAAAAAAAACAUAUACUCCUGUAUUUCCCUGAAAGUUUUGUCUAAAUCUUUAUAAAGACAAAAGUUAUUCACAAAGCGUUUUAACCCCCAAGAGAGCUUUUAGGCUGAGAAACUGUUGGAAGAAGUGAGGAGGACUUUUAAAAGACUCAAAAACUCAGGAAGAAAUCGCGGGAAGAUGGUUGAAGAAGGAGAAAACACCCACAUCUACAAGCCAGGGCAAAAAGGCCAGAAAGGGAAGUGAUCGUUAGGUUUUCAGCAACUGGAAACAUGCAACGGUCUUACCUGCAAGCUUGUUCUCAGAGGCUUGUAAUGAAACGAAGAGAGCGCAGAAUAACAUUGACAGAAACAAGCUGCACAAAACGACUCAGACGACAGCAUCAGAGGGUUUUUAACUAUAAGAUGUUCCACUGCAGUCAAUGCAUUUAAAGUGAGACAGAGAAACUGGCAUCUCUGUAUCACAUCAUCUUCUUCAGAGGUAUGCAGAGCGAAGGCAGAUAACACACGAGUUUACUGAUCUUAGAUGACUAUCGUUUCAGGUGAAAACAACGAGUAAACUGUCUGCUUAAGUCGAUCUGUGUGAGAGAAACGGCUGGAACUGUCAGCGUCUGAGUAGGCUACGGCGCCGUGGGCCGGUGUUUUCAAAAAUUUAUACUCUUAAAAUAUAGUUUUAUUUAUUUAUUUAUUUUUUGCAUUUCAUUUAAUGUUUUUGUCUGUCAGUGAAAAGUUCUUCAUGUUUGUGAUUGUGCAGCUGACCCCAGGCCCAGAUAUUCAGAUACUCGCUGCUCUGGAAUGUGAGAUGAUCUUACCGAUUACCAGCGGAAAGUUUUUUUUUAUAUAUGUAUAUAUCUGCAGGGCUGAUGUCGGGCCUUGUCUUCUUGUGAUUUUAGAGAUCUCUGCUAGUUAUCCAUCAAGAUCUUAUGGUGAAAUGUGUCUUUCGUCUCACUCUUAGGCUUGUUUUCAGCCGUCACAUCCCGUAGAGUCUUUGUAAAACAAUCUAAAACUUGACCGCUAAAGGGGAUUGUUAAAAAUCCAGCCGCUUCAAAGAGUGUGAGGGAUCAUUUCAGGUUCGGGUUGUGAAAUGUGACGUUGUAAAGUUUCUGUCAGUUAUGAGGUGGUCUUGGGAGGUCAGCGGUGGGGUUGUGGUCUGAUGGGAAAAGCACCUGCUGGUGCCAUCUGAAGAAGUCGUUAGUUUGAGGCCACAGAAACUGAGAGGCCUGAUACGAGCGCGCAUGUUCCUGCAUGUAUGUGCGCAGACUGCUGAGUGCUGGGAAGUAGCAGGACAGAACAUGUCUGUGAGCUUACAGGGGGUGAUUUUCUCAGGUAGGCCAGGUACUGGCCUCAGCAUGUUUUGGAUCUUUAACAGAGUGCAGUACAAAUGUCAGUGAUUUACUGCCCCUGAAUGCAACACAGUACUCUCAGUUUGGCCUUUACUUUUCUGCAGAAUUAAAAUUUGAGUUUUAUUUUCUCCUUCAGGGAAAUGCGAAGAAGAACAAAGGGCGCUAGAGCUGCUCUCCACACUCUGGCUCCAUUUGGCUUCACAAAGGGCACCUUCAAAGAAGAUCCCGCCUGUGGAGCCCACAGCAGCGUCCUGGUACCAACAAUCCCUCUGUCAUCCAAUCACAGGACAGUUACACGAGCCUCAGAUUCCUCCUCUGUCAGGCUGUGGAGCUACAAAUGAACUGUACGGAGGCUUGAACAUGUUUGACUGCUUCUUUUUCCCGUCUCCCUCAUUACAGCAGCAGUUUUAACAUGGCGUGAUUCGCUAUAAAAUGCCCGAAGCUGCUGCUUGACCUUUUUGGCCAACGCAGAGUGGGAGGGAUAAAGCUUUCACCCAAAAAGGGACAGAGGGAAGGAAGCUGAAACAGUUGAUGAAUGCUCACUGAAGUCAAGACUUGAAGACCAAACCCUGUUUAUCAGUGUGCUUAUUUUUCCUGCUCUACGUUCAUUCUAGACUAAAUGAAACUGUGCAUUGUUGCUGCUUAUCUGUGCAGGUGCAGGCGAGCGUGUGCGGAGUGUGCAUUUCAUUGUGUGACUGUAGCACUAUACACAACAUGUGAAUAUUGUUUUACACUUAGAUUUUUUGAAAUUAAAUGAGAGAUAAUUUGUGAAAGCAGUUCUGAGGGCCUCUCAGAGCCCCCCCUGAAAACACGUGCAUUUAUCAUCAGCUUCUGUCAAGAAGGGCUUUAAAACCUGAAAGAACAACCAACAAAGACACUUGAAUUCAUUCCUCAUUUUGGAAAAUCCUUUGGGAGAGGAGAAAUGAAAAUAUCUGCCUCCAAGCACUGAUUAACUGUGUCUACCUAGACUAAAAAGGGCAGGAUGGACAAGUUGCAGCUCGUAAUGGUGUCUGUCUGUGAAGUUACUCUAACAAUCGUUGUUUUUAUCACCAAAGUAAGUGUGGAUGUUUCACAAAGUCCUCUAAAUUCAUGUAAUAUGUAUGGACAAAAAGGGUUAAUGUGAAUAUACACUCAUUUUAAAUCAUGAUGUAAUUGUUCUGUAUAAUUUCUAGAAGAAGUUGUAUAUAAAAACACAAAAAAGGCAUUUAUUCAGAGGUUAUAACUUUAUUUUCCACCAAUUUGAGAAUCAGGAUCUUCUGUUUUUAUUUGUCUUUGUCUGUUAAUGCAACAUUUUUGUGUCGCAGGGGUUUGCUCAUUUUGUAACUGGUGCUUAGACAACCUAAUUUACGAAUCAUGGCUGAGUGAAGUAAAAGUUUACAGAAAAAAAACAAAAACUCUUUGGCUUGUAGUGACACGAGGAAAUGAUAGAAAAGCCCAGCAGUGUUUAGUUUAGCAGCAGCCCAAUCAAACCUCUUUGUUUGUCAGUCUACACCUGCCAGCAAACCUUUGGCCACAAAGAUUUGCCAACGCCCCCGAAACUGAUGAAAAAAUUAACACUUGUAUUCUCACAAUGUAACCUGUUCAGAAGCACAUAUAAAUAUGUGAAUAAAACAAAUACAAAAAGCGUAUUGGACGGUCAAAUACUCUGUGUUCAUGUUCACCUGGUUGAUAAUCAUCCCCAAACUUGCAUGACCUCACUUUUCGUGCUGCGUUUCUGGGAGCUGGAAAGGACUGGGAUUUUAAAUUGCCUGUAAUUUAAAAAAAAUGAGAAACAGUCUGUAACACACCCCGACCACUGGGGAAUGAGGCCACACCGCUGAAUUGGACAUGCGAGAGCUGGAAGAUUACUGUUUGAUGUCGUCACUUUGUUUUGGACAGGAAAACAUGUUGUGUCAUUAGGGUUGAAUUCAUGAUGCUUUCAUGUACUCCUGGUAUGCUACUUGAGAGGUCACAGUAAUAAAAACAGCAAUAUUCUCCUUUUUUUGUUCUGCUUGACCUGUAACUCUAGAAAAAUGGAACAAAUUUUGGUGGUGGUUAUUUUCAGGUUCAAAAACAGUUGAGAACAAAAUAAACACAAGAACAUAUUCGAGAAAAGUGGAGGAAAAAUGAGCAGCUGACAUGCCGCUUAAAAUUAUUUAUCUUGAAAUAUUUGGUUAAGGGAGGCCAGGAGUAUGUUUGAAGUGCUUUCUGUAAUGUAACAUGAAUCAACAGAAUAAAAGGACAUAAGACAUUCA